Messenger RNA from Raphanus sativus (radish), 3917 nucleotides. RefSeq names its product E3 ubiquitin-protein ligase UPL1-like. NCBI's taxonomy places the organism in Eukaryota, Viridiplantae, Streptophyta, Magnoliopsida, Brassicales, Brassicaceae. Bases 16 to 3738 code for a protein of 1240 amino acids. The transcript has 12 exons. Gene Ontology annotation, biological process: proteasome-mediated ubiquitin-dependent protein catabolic process; protein polyubiquitination; positive regulation of protein catabolic process. The record is from RefSeq and is a predicted model, not a curated record. Gene Ontology annotation, molecular function: ubiquitin-protein transferase activity.
AAAACGCCACUAAUAAUGGAGGUGCCAAAUGUGUCUGCCCCCUCUAUCGUUUCGCCAGUUGCAUCUGCUCCCCCGGAUACACGAGCCACUGCUACUGAUUCUGUCUCCAGCUUGCGGUCUCAGUCAGUCGAAAUGCAAUAUGAUCCAAAUGAUUCAACUGUUCGGGAUGUUGAAGCGGUGAGUCAAGAAAGCGGUGGGAGUGGGGCAACCUUGGGUGAAAGCCUUAGGAGUUUGGAUGUUGAGAUUGGAAGUGCUGAUGGACAUGAUGAUGGUGCAGAAAGGCAUGAUGUACAGCCAGCGAUGCGCUCAAGAAGAGCAAAUUUGUCACUUGCGCCAUCUUCAACUGGGCGAGAAGCUUCUCUUUACAGUGUAACUGAGGUUUCUGAGAACUCCGGUCACGAGGCUGAGCAGGAUAAUCCACCAGAGGAGCAACCAGUUAACAGGGAUGUUGCUUCUAGUUCUAUCGAUCCAGCAUUUUUAGAUGCUCUACCUGAGGGACUGCGAGCUGAAGUCCUUUCGGCUCAGCAAGCACAAGCGCCACAACCUUCUAGCAAUGAACAGCAGAAUUCUGGAGAUAUUGAUCCGGAGUUUCUUGCUGCGCUUCCUGCUGAUAUCCGAGCUGAAGUUCUGGCACAGCAACAAGCACAACGGCUUCACCAGUCUCAUGAACUUGAAGGUCAGCCUGUUGAGAUGGACACCGUUUCAAUAAUUGCAACUUUUCCUUCGGAGUUGCGAGAAGAGGUGUUGCUGACGUCAGAUGAUGCCGUUCUUGCAAAUUUAACACCUGCACUGGUUGCGGAAGCAAACAUGUUACGCGAAAGGUUUGCUCAUCGAUACCAUAACCGUGCACUUUUUGGUAUGCAUCCAAGACUUCGUAGAGGGGAGGCAUCCAGGCGAGGUGAAGGUGGCAUAUCUGGAAUUGAGAGAAGUGAGGGGAUUGCUUCUCGCAGAUCUGCUUCAAAGGUUAUAGAGGCCGCUGGAGCUCCCCUAGUUAACACUGAGGCGCUCCAAGCAAUGAUUCGUGUUCUUCGUAUAGUUCAGCCUCUUUACAAGGGUCCUCUGCAGAGGCUUUUGCUGAAUUUAUGUUCUCACGGAGAAACAAGGUUUUCCUUGGUGAAUACAUUCAUGGAUAUGCUGAUGCUCGACACAAGGAAGCCUGUUAACCACUCGAGUGUUUCCGAACCACCUUAUCGUCUUUAUGCUUGUCAAAGCAAUGUAACAUAUUCACGUCCUCAGCACUUUGAUGGGGUUCCUCCUCUAGUGUCUCGGCGUGUACUUGAGACUUUGACAUAUUUGGCACGAAAUCAUUUGUACGUAGCAAAGAUUCUGCUUCAGUCCAGGCUUUCCCUGCCUUCCCUUGAAGGUUCUGUACCCUCUGACAAGGCACGUGGAAAAGCUGUUGUAGUAAGUGAUGAUCACAUGGGCAGAACGCAGCAGGAACCCGGAUCUGUAGCCUUUGCGUUGCUUCUAAGCCUCCUGAAUCAGCCCCUUUAUUUGAGAAGUGUGGCUCAUCUUGAACAGCUGCUGAACUUGCUGGAGGUUGUCAUUGACAACGCUGAAAGAAAGUCUGAGCCAGGUGACGGAUCAGAUGGGUCAGCUAGCGAGCAGCAAUCAACACCACAAGUAGUAGAAGCUGAAAAUAAUUCAGAAAACCAUGAUAUGGAAUCUGGCACUGCUGGUGCAAUGACCAAACCAAUUGUUUCAUCUGGAAGUUCGUCCACCAGAGCAGAGAGUGAAUGUGAUGUUCAAACUGUGUUGCUAAAUCUUCCCCAGUCAGAGCUGUGUCUGCUUUGUUCAUUACUUGCACGUGAAGGUUUGUCAGAUAAUGCAUACACCCUUGUAGCGGAGGUGCUUAAAAAACUUGUGGCCAUUGCUCCAAGUCAUUGUCACUUGUUUAUUACAGAGCUUGCAAAUGCAAUGCAGAACCUGACAAGAUCAGCGACGAGUGAACUUCACAUGUUCGGUGAAGCCGUAAAAACGCUUCUAAGUACCACGUCAUCAGAUGGAUCAGCAAUAUUGAGGGUUUUGCAGGCAUUAAGCACCCUCAUUGAUUCGUUAAUCGCAAAAGGGAAGAAUUCAGAAGAGCAUGUUGCUGUGUUUUCUCAGCUAUCGAACAUCAACCUAGCUUUGGAACCUCUGUGGCUGGAGUUGAGCAAUUGCAUAUGCAAAAUAGAGGGGCAUUCCGAUUCUUCUGCUUCUGCUUCUGCUUCUGCUUCUAUGUCUCCAACAACCUCGACGAGUUCAGCAACAACAAGGGGAGCUGGAGUAAGCCAGUCACUUCCUGCUGGUGCCCAAAACAUCUUGCCUUAUGUAGAGUCGUUUUUUGUUACCUGUGAGAAAUUGCAUCCAUCAUCGCAGUCUGGUGAUGUCUCGGUUCCCAUGGCUUCUUCUGAUGUUGAGGAACAGCCCAAGGGUCCAGGACCAAGCAGCAGCAGCAGCUCCAAGGUGGAUGAGAAAUAUGGUUCUUUUAUCAAGUUUUCUGAAAGGCACAGGAAACUUCUGAAUGCAUUCAUCCGACAAAAUCCUGCUCUGCUUGAGAAGUCGUUCUCACUAAUGCUCAAGGUUCCACGUUUUAUUGAAUUUGAUAACAAACGUGCAUACUUCAGAUCAAAGAUAAAACACCAGCAUGACCAUCACCACAGCCCUUUGAGAAUCUCAGUGAGAAGAGCCUACAUUCUUGAAGAUUCAUACAACCAAUUGCGAAUGAGGUCAACUCAAGAGCUGAAAGGUAGAUUGACUGUUCACUUCCAAGGAGAAGAAGGCAUUGAUGCUGGUGGGCUUACCAGGGAAUGGUAUCAGCUAUUGUCAAGGGUUAUUUUUGACAAAGGAGCUCUUCUGUUCACAACCGUUGGCAAUGACUCGACUUUCCAACCGAAUCCAAACUCUGUUUACCAGACAGAGCACCUCUCUUACUUCAAAUUCGUUGGCCGUGUGGUUGGAAAAGCUCUGUUUGAUGGUCAACUACUUGACGUCCAUUUCACUCGUUCAUUUUACAAGCAUAUCUUGGGAGUUAAGGUCACGUACCAUGAUAUUGAAGCUAUAGAUCCCGAUUACUAUAAAGCCCUGAAAUGGAUGCUGGAGAAUGAUAUUAGCGAUGUCCUAGAUCUCACUUUUAGCGUUGAUGCUGAUGAGGAAAAGCUAAUACUGUAUGAGAAAACGGAGGUGACUGACCAUGAACUGAUCCCUGGAGGCCGGAACAUCAAAGUUACAGAGGAGAAUAAGCAUGAAUAUGUAGACCUAAUCGCCGAGCAUCGAUUAACCACAGCCAUUCGUCCUCAGAUAAAUGCAUUCCUGGAAGGGUUUAGUGAACUUAUACUUAAAGAUCUAAUAUCAAUUUUUAACGACAAGGAACUGGAGUUAUUAAUAAGUGGUCUUCCUGAUAUCGACUUGGAUAACCUGAGGGCGAAUACUGAAUAUUCUGGGUACAGUCCUGGAUCCCCUGUUAUCCAGUGGUUCUGGGAGGUUGUUCAGGGAUUGAGCAAAGAAGACAAAGCCCGUCUAUUGCAGUUUGUGACUGGAACCUCCAAGGUUCCUCUGGAAGGAUUUAGUGCCCUUCAAGGAAUUUCAGGGGCACAGAAGUUUCAGAUCCACAAGGCAUAUGGAAGCGCUAAUCACUUGCCGUCUGCUCAUACCUGUUUCAACCAGUUAGAUCUGCCAGAGUACCCGUCUAAGGAACAUCUGCAGGAGAGGCUGCUGCUUGCAAUCCAUGAAGCAAGCGAAGGAUUCGGAUUUGGUUAAAACAUAAACCAGCUUCCUUUUUUUCUUUUCUUUUUUUGCUAUUUCAUUCUAUACAUAUACCUGUUGGGCAAAACGAACGAUUUUCUGUAAUUCUCACUUUCUACUUAACGUCGUCUUUUCCUUUUAAAAGAGUAUGUUUAAUAGAUCAUUUUAGAGAAAAUUAAAUUGAAUCACACACU